AUGAUUUGGCGAAUCGUUCUCUCUCUGCUGCUCGCGUUUAUCCAAGCUUUAGCUAUCGGGGCAUCCACGAAUUCCAACGACCAUGCUGCGUUGAAAGCGUUGAAAGAUACGUGGACUAACGUCCCACCGAAUUGGGUCGGGUCGGAUCCUUGCGGAGAUGUUUGGGACGGGAUUACGUGCAAGAACGAUCGCGUCGUGUCCAUCACGUUAGCGAGCAUCAACUUGAUCGGUCAACUAUCAUCGGACAUUUCGGGAUUGACCGAGUUGCAGACCUUGGACUUGUCAUACAACAAAGGCAUGACCGGAUCUCUUCCUUCGGGAAUCGGAGACGUUAAGAAACUAUCGAGCUUGUCGCUUAACUCGAACAACUUUAUUGGUUCAAUACCACCUUCCAUCGGUAAUUUGUUAAAUCUUUAUUGGCUUGAUUUAGCCGAUAAUAAGCUUACCGGAACAAUCCCCGUCUCUGACGGAACCUCACCUGGUCUCGAUAUGCUCAUCCAUACAAAGCACUUCCAUUUCGGAAAGAAUCAGUUGUCCGGUGUAAUACCACCCCAGCUGUUUCACUCAAAUUUGACUCUUAUACAUUUGCUUUUCGAAAACAAUCAGCUAACUGGAAGUAUCCCUUAUACAAUGGGGCUUGUAGAUAAACUUGAAGUUGUGCGGCUCGAUAGGAACUCACUGAGUGGACCAGUUCCCUCAAACUUCAACAACCUCACCUCUGUCCAGGAGCUGGACAUGAGCAAUAAUUCAUUCGAUGUAACGGAUAUUCCGCCAUGGUUUUCAUCUUUGCAGUCCAUGACUUCACUGGUAAUGGAAAACACAAAACUUCAAGGAUCACUUCCAGUUUCUAUGUUUAGCCUUUUCCAGUUGCAAACUGUGUAA
This is a messenger RNA of Erythranthe guttata (spotted monkey flower), 882 nucleotides long. The record is from RefSeq and is a predicted model, not a curated record. NCBI's taxonomy places the organism in Eukaryota, Viridiplantae, Streptophyta, Magnoliopsida, Lamiales, Phrymaceae.